AUGUCUGAGUCCGGGUCUUCUUCUACACCGCCCUUGAAGAAUCCGAAGCUCAGCGCAAUGAGCAAAGCUUUCGCACAGGUCGACUUGGACGGCCAUGAUCUCCCGCCUUCGCCUGCUCCGUCGAGUCCCAGAGGUGGUCGGCAAUACGCAAUUGCGACCCAACUGGUGUACUCAGAGGGGAACGACCAGUACAAUGCCAGCAGCGUGCCCAUAUACCAGUCUGCCACCUUCAAACAGGCCUCUGCCACCGGCGGCGUCUCCGAUUAUGACUAUACUCGUAGCGGCAACCCAACACGCACCCAUUUAGAAAAACACCUCGCAAAGAUCAUGCGCGCCAAGAGGGCGCUGGUGGUCUCUUCUGGCAUGGGUGCCCUCGAUGUCAUCACUCGGCAGUUGAAGCCGGGUGACGAAGUCGUGACAGGCGACGAUCUGUAUGGAGGAACAAACCGAUUGCUCAAAUAUCUGUCCACACACGGGGGGAUUAUCGUCCAUCAUGUCGACACGACCGCACCUGACAAGGUGAAGGAGGUGCUGAGCGGCAAGACCGCCAUGGUACUGCUUGAGACGCCUACCAAUCCCCUGAUCAAGAUUGUGGAUAUUCCCACCAUUGCAAGUUUCGCCCACGCCGCCAACCCCUCAUGCCUAGUGAUUGUGGAUAACACCAUGCUUUCACCUUUGCUCCAAAACCCUCUGGAACUCGGAGCAGAUGUUGUCUAUGAAUCUGGCACGAAAUAUCUGUCAGGCCAUCACGACUUGAUGGCUGGUGUCCUCGCUGUCAACGACGAAGCGCUGGGUGAGAAAUUUUACUUCACCAUCAAUGCCUCAGGCUGCGGCCUUGCUCCGUUUGACUGCUGGCUCCUCAUGCGCGGAAUCAAAACACUAAAAGUCCGCAUGGAUGCACAGCAAGCAAACGCCAUGAUGAUUGCACAGUUUCUUGAGUCCGCGGGCUUCAAAGUCCGUUACCCCGGUCUGAAGAGUCACCCCCAGUAUGACCUCUUCCAUUCAAUGGCCCGGGGGCCCGGUGCGGUCUUGUCAUUCGAGACCGGGGACAUCCAAUUGUCCGAGCGGAUCGUCGAGUCCGCGAAACUAUGGGCCAUCAGCGUGAGUUUCGGCUGUGUCAACUCUCUCAUCAGCAUGCCAUGCCGCAUGAGCCAUGCCAGCAUCGAUGCCAAGACUCGCAAAGAGCGUGGCGUGCCUGAAGACCUGAUCCGACUGUGUGUCGGGAUCGAGGACGGAGAGGAUCUCCUGGAUGAUCUCCGAAGUGCGCUGGUUCAGUCUGGCGCUAUGACUGUCACGCUUGAUGGAAUCUAUGCGAAGAACGCAACAGUCGGAGAUGAACAUCCCAAGGAAGGCGAGCAUCUGGCUGCAGAAGCUGCAGCAACCAAUGAACCAUGA
Molecule: messenger RNA, 1395 nt
Organism: Cladophialophora psammophila CBS 110553
Lineage: Eukaryota; Fungi; Ascomycota; Eurotiomycetes; Chaetothyriales; Herpotrichiellaceae
Product: cystathionine beta-lyase
Exons: 2
Coding region: 1-1395 (464 amino acids)
Biological process (GO): transsulfuration; 'de novo' L-methionine biosynthetic process
Cellular component (GO): cytoplasm
Molecular function (GO): pyridoxal phosphate binding
Source: RefSeq, a predicted model, not a curated record